Penicillium chermesinum is the source of this 1095-nucleotide messenger RNA. RefSeq lists its product as uncharacterized. Lineage: Eukaryota; Fungi; Ascomycota; Eurotiomycetes; Eurotiales; Aspergillaceae. Gene Ontology annotation, molecular function: antiporter activity. Bases 1 to 1095 code for a protein of 364 amino acids. The record is from RefSeq and is a predicted model, not a curated record. Gene Ontology annotation, cellular component: Golgi apparatus. The transcript has 3 exons.
AUGGUCCAUCAGAAAGACCAAGAAGAGGCCGAGCUAGGGCUCCUCUCCGGGGAUGAGUCCAGGUUAUCGCAAGAUGCCGACUCGAGAUCAUCACGCGACAUCGAUGUCGAGGCAUACCCUAAACACGAGACCCGGAUGCCUGCGCCAGAACCCGAAUACGAAACACCCACCGCCUUGAAGUUCGUCUGGAUUGGCGCAUACUUUGGCUUCAGCAUGGGAUUGACUAUAUAUAACAAAUUUAUUUUGGGAUCGUUCAAAGCACCGUGGUUAUUGACGUGUUUGCAUACAACCAUCAGCGCUCUCGGGACCCUUGUCAUGUUGAAGAUGGGCUACUUUAAGCUAUCAAGAUUAGGCCGCAGAGAACACCUGAUCCUCGUUGCAUUCUCCGUCCUCUUUACCUCCAAUAUCGCCAUGUCGAACCUGUCGCUCUCUUUGGUCUCUUUGGCCUUCUUCCAGAUCAUCCGAAAUACGGUCCCGCUAUUCACCGUCGGAAUCUACCGUCUCUGGUUUCAUCGGUCAUACUCUACCUGUACAUAUCUCUCUUUGAUUCCGAUUGUGGUGGGCGCUGGCAUGUGCACGGCAGGCGACUAUCACUACACGUUGAUUGGGUUGCUUGUCACUAUCGCGGGUGUUAUCUUAGCGGCCACGAAGACUGUCACUACGAAUCGCCUGAUGACCGGGUCCCUGGCCCUGCCCUCGAUGGAGCUCUUGUUCCGCAUGUCGCCUCUGGCCGCCAUUCAGUCCUUGGCCUUUGGACUCAUUGCCGGAGAAGGGCCUGUCUUUUGGGAAACUAUGAAGGAGCGUACCAACGGCCUCGCCUUCUGGGCCACGUUAUUGACGGCUAUUCUGUUAUUGGGUAAUGGCCUCCUCGCAUUCGUCUUGAACGUUGCAUCCUUCCAGACGAACAAGAUUGCCGGCGCCCUGACCGUGACCGUGGCGGGCAAUUUGAAGCAAGCGUGCACACUGGCCCUGGGCAUUGUUGUAUUUGGCGACUUCUCCCUCAACAUUCUCAAUGGCCUCGGCAUUGCCUUUGUCGUGGUCGGCUGUGGCUGGUUCUCCAAAGUCGAGUUGGACAAUAAGCGCGCUCGUAAAUAG